Messenger RNA from Leptinotarsa decemlineata (Colorado potato beetle), 9427 nucleotides. RefSeq names its product PHD finger protein rhinoceros (gene rno). The record is from RefSeq and is a predicted model, not a curated record. Gene Ontology annotation, biological process: regulation of transcription by RNA polymerase II. Lineage: Eukaryota; Metazoa; Arthropoda; Insecta; Coleoptera; Chrysomelidae.
GUGCUGCCACCUACGUUGUCAAUGUUGUUAGGCUUACCAAAUGGAGUCUAAUGGAGUCGAUUUAAUCACAAUUCUUUGAAGAAUUAACCCGAGAGCACAAUACAAUCACUUGAAAUGAAUGAUAUACAUAGUCUUCAUUCACGUACUGGAUAGCUAUGUAGAUGUGGAGAAAAAUCUGCUUACCCGCACAAGCUGAGUGCAAUGUCACAGAGAGUAAAAAGGCCUAAUCGUUUUGAAGAUGGCAAUGUUCCUGUUAAAAGGCGCAAACGGACGACGGCCGAGGAAGAAGAAGCGGCCUCCUUGGCUGGCGGAUCUUGGCAGCCAAGAUCAAGUGACUUGAAGAGCAUCUAUAAUCGGACGACGACGGAAGCGCCGGCUGAACUCUUCAGGAAGGAUCUAAUUAGCGCUAUGAAACUACCCGAUUCUGAACCGUUAGCAUCAGAUGAGUACUGGGUUAUUCAAGAUCAGUGGAAACAGGAGUGGGAAAGAGGUGUUCAAGUUCCUGUCAACCCAGAUUCCCUUCCAGAACCUUUAGUCACCAUUUAUCGAAGUACCAGCAACAUACCUCACCAUGAGUUUAAACUGCCCAAAAACAAAUACAUACGCAUUACUGAAGACAAGAACUUCAAACCCGAAGAACAUGUUUUGUCGAACGCACCUGUCAAAUCUGAGGCUGCUUGUUCCUACGACCUGGAUGAAUGUGAUAUGGCCUGGUUGAAAAUAUUGAAUUCUGAACGUGCGCUAUCUGGUCUGGGCCCAGUUUAUGAGGAACAAUUGGAGAGGGUGAUAGAGGGGUUAGAACUGUGUUGCUGGGACAAGAUUCAAUCAAUCCUCAGGAACGAGGAAGGCUUGGGAAUCGAAUAUGACGAAAACGUUAUUUGCGACGUUUGCCGAUCUCCUGAUUCUGAGGAAGGAAACGAAAUGGUGUUUUGUGAUAGUUGCAAUAUUUGCGUUCAUCAAGCUUGUUAUGGCAUCACUCGAAUACCUGAAGGUCAAUGGCUUUGUUGUACCUGCAACAUAGGCAAGAGACCAGACUGCGAGUUGUGUCCAAAUAAGGGGGGCGCCAUGAAAUGUUUGAGGACCGGUCAGAAAUGGGCUCAUGUAUCAUGUGCUCUGUGGAUACCAGAAGUUAGCAUAGGUUGUGUCGAGAAAAUGGAACCGAUCACGAAAGUCUCCAGCAUACCUCAGAGUCGAUGGUCCCUGGUUUGUGUUCUUUGCCGAGAGCGACUGGGUGCCUGUAUACAGUGCUCAGUGAAAACUUGUAAAACAGCAUAUCAUGUCACUUGUGCUUUCAAACAUGGCCUUGAAAUGAGAGCUAUCAUAGAGGACGAAAACGCAGAUGACGGCGUAAAGCUUAGAUCCUACUGUGAGAAACACAGCAAGUCUAGUAAGAAGGAGAAGAGCAUCUGUUCUGGUUCAGGCGAAGACGAUGAGUGUAAACGUAAGAAACGUAAAGACAUGACGUCAGAAGAAAAGAACCAAGCUAGAGCGAUGAGACUUCAGGAGAUAGAAGCCGAAUUUUUCAAACACGUCACAGUAAAAGACAUUUCCGUACAUCUGGACAACGACGCUCUACAAUAUAUUUAUAAUUAUUGGAAGUUGAAGAGGAAAGCCGGCUUCAACAAGCCGCUUCUUCCGCCCAAAUCCGAAGAUGUGGAUAUGCUGUCACACAAGAGAGAGCAAGCCGACUUGGAAAAGAUGAAAAUGUUUGUGCAAUUACGGCAAGACUUGGAGAGAGUUAGAAAUCUUUGCUACAUGGUUAGCAGAAGAGAAAAGUUGUCCAGAACUUUUUUCCGUAUGAGAGAACAGACGUUUCACAAACAAGCUGCCGUCUUGGAGUCUUCCCAUUCCCUUCCAUCGAGAGUUGUUGAAGCUGUAAUAGAAGCUAAUCACGGGCCAUCGAUAUAUGAUCGUUUGUAUUCACACAAUGAGGCUGAAGACAAUAGUAUGGAUUUCAAAACGAUCUUGGCUAGGAUAGCGGGCAUGAAAUCUCCAACAAAUUCAGGAGAUGAAUCCAAAAAUGAAAUAAACGGGUUGUUCAAAGACGUUAAAAAUAAUCCCUACAAGAAAGUUUACUUCAAUGGCUCUUCUAAAAGGAGAAGCGUCAGUAUUUAUGGAAGCAGUAUGUCGAGCGCGAGUAGUGGUGACGAGAAACCUAAAGACAACAAAGAAAAUAGGUUACAUAGUUGUUCUGAAGAAGAAAAGUCUUCGAUCUUAGAUAUUCCAAAACGUAAGGCAUCUCAUAAGAAAAAUAAUAUCAGCAAAGCUAUGGAAAGGAGAAGGGAAAACAAACAUAUUUCACAAAAUAAAUUUGAUAGCAGUAGUGAGGAAGAAGACAAACCUAAAAAGGCGUCUCAGCCUAAUCCGAAAUCUAGAUUAAGACAAAUGGAGAAAGAACUUGGCGAAUCUUGUAGUGAUAGUGAUGAACUGAUGCCGAUUUCUUCAUCACAUAAGGGCGACAAUCACAAAAAUAUUAAACCUAUUUAUUCUGAUACCGAUAGUUCUGAUGAACUUACAAAGAAUGAUGGCAAAUCUCCUAAUGCUACAAGUGAUUCUCAAAGUAAACUACGCACUAAAGCAUCUGUGAAAGAAUUUUCGCAAAAACCAUCACCAUCCAAGAAUUCAAAUAAAAGCCCCACUGAAAUCAAGAAAAACCUCAAGAGUAAGGAUGUGAAGAAACAGAUUUCAACCAAGAAAAAGAAUUAUGUACCUUCUGAUCUCAUAGUGCCCCAAAGGCAGGCAGCUAAAAAGGCGACAGAAAACUUGAAAACAACUACAACCUCCAGGGCUAAAGAACUUCCUGUGGAAGAACAAACCAAGGUUGAAGAAAAGAUCAAACAGAAGCCUAAAGUUAAACCCGGAAAAGAUAUUAAAGAGACCCCUAAGGAAGAAGAGAAGGCGAAAGAAAAAGAAGUGAAGGAGAAGGAGGUCAGGGAGAUCAAAGACAAAGAGCCCAACAAGGAAAUCAAAGAAAAGAAGAAAGAAAGCAAACAGCUUCCUGAUGUACCGGAAAUUGAUAAAGAAGCUGAUAAAACUGAGACGCAGGAACUUUUCGCGUAUGUACCUCAACGACAAGCUGCUAAGAAAGCUGCAGAACAUAUAAAAAGUGGUCUGGGGAAACCAACAAAUCCAUCUGCCGAACCUCCACUCCAGGAAACAGAGAAAAUGAAGAAAGAUGUCGACAUUAAAAUCAAAAAAGACGGAGACCAGAAGAAAGGGGAACUGAAAAAAGAAUCUGAACCUGCUAAGCCUGCUAAAGAAAUUGAAAACAAACGAAAGUCUUCCACAGCCUCAACUAGUAGUUCGUCUUCCUCAAGCAGCACUUCAUCAGACUCGUCUAGCAGCUCCAGCUCUGAGAGCGAGGAAGAGCCAGUCAAAGCGCAGCCGCGAUCGGAGAGUCCUCCCUUAGCUCGAGAACCGACAAAGCGGCGUACGUCCAAGGACUGGCCCUUUCUUGACAAGGGACCCAGGUCUGCGGCAACCUCUGGUUCCUCUAGCUCGAGCGAUUCCAGUGCCCCAUCCUCUCCCAGAAAACCCUCUCCCCCACCAUCCCUACCCAAGGCAGACUCUCCAUCGCGAGCCGCAACAGAACCGUCAACAAAACCUGUCCGAAAGAGUAAUGAUAAGAAACAGUCUCCACCGACUGAUAAAAGAGAAGAGCAGUCAAAGUCCCGAGGAAGAGGACGUGCUCCCAGAGGUCGUCCAUGUGCCUCCAACUCUAGUGAUCGGGUCGGAGAUGCUGAUGUCAGGCCUAGAGAUAUGUCUGAUGGCCAACGUGUCAGUAUGGAAACAGAACGAGGAAGAGGUCGAAGUCAAAGACAAGCUUCAAGAGACAAGAUGGAUAAUACAGUCAUCGAAAAAGAGACCUCAGAGUCCAAAUUACUCUCUCCGGUCAGGAAAACGGAUAAAAAGCUGAAAGACAGUAAAGAAACUGAAGUGAACAACUUGGACAAGGAGGUUUUAGAGAGAAAAACUGUUAAAGAUGGUUGCGUUAGAACUAAAUCUUCUUCGACUUUCGAUAGACUGUUUGGAACGUCUGAAGACUGUAAAAAAGAUGAGCUAGAAACUCUGGAAAAAUCCGUCAAAGUAGAGAAAGGUAAAAAAGUCGAACAAGUGGAGGAGAAGUUUGAGAAAAUUGUGAAAUCGAGUAUGGAAAAAUGUGAUCUUACUGAAAAAACUGAGAAGGCAAGAAAGGAAAUUUCAAAGUUAGUCGAAAAACAAGCAAAACCUCCAGAUAAACCUAUUAUAGCACCGGAAAAGUUGAAAAUUCCGGAUAAAUUACCUUCUGAGAAGAUCAAACCACAAAUAGAAAAAGCAAAUAAAUGUUUAGAGAAACCAAAGGAUUCUGAAAAGACAGUAAAGCCUUCAAACGAAUCUGUCAAGUGUUUGGAAGAUGUUUCCAUCAAAAAGGAUGCAUCUCCAAAGAAGUUGCAGAGUCAAAGUGAAAGUCCAAAAACACCAAUCAAACUAUCCUCUGACUCUGCGGAGAAAACGACAAAACCAUUUGGUAAAUCAGCAAAAUCAGAACAGAUAAUAAAAUCUCCGAAUAAAGAAUUGAAAGAACAGGUUGAAAAGAAAACUGAAAACAAGGACGACAAAAAGGUGAUAACUAAGAAAGUUCCCUCAAAGAGUAAGAGUAUUGACGAUAUUUUUGCCAAUAAAUUAUCUAGUAGCGAAACGAAGGAAAAUAAAGUUGAGAUUAAAAAACCUCCUACACCAAAGCAACCAAAACCUUCUGAUGAAAUCACCAUGGCUGACAAAAUCUUGGACGAUCACCUGCAGAUCCAAAAGGCUAAUGACUUUUAUAAUCGCCACUCUGAAGAAGUAUUUCAGUCAUCAUCUGAUAUUAGCAAAACACUGAAUGAUAUUGAAACGGAAAAGAAAAAUUCACUGAAACCACCCGGAUUAACAAAUCAAGUUUUGCAAAAUCGCUCUAUUUUCUCACCCCAACCACACGUUAAAGACGCAACUGACUUCUUAGAUCUGGUCAAUUUUGACGACAUUGGGAUAUCUAAAGAUGAUGAUAUCAUGAAAGGUCCUCUAACGUGGAACUUUGUCAACUCCAAUAUAAUAAGAGGUGAUACAAAGGAAGAUAGCGCCAGAGAAACGCUGAAUUUGGUUGAAAAACUUCGCGUUAGUUUGUCAAAGAAGUCGACUGGCAGUGAAGUAGACGAACCCACAACAAGUAAUGAGAUAGAGAGCGAUCGAAUAGACUUUGCCGAACAGGUUCUAGCUUCCAAUCCAACGCAACCUGCAGAUAAAGACAUAACUCAAGAAUCACAAGACCUUCAAACCGUCAAUCUCCAACUGAAAGUUCAAGUAACUGAAGUGGAACAGGCGAAGCUUUUCGAAAACAUCAACAAGCAACCUGAUCAGCCACAGCAGUCUGAGUACGCUUACUUGAAUAACACACCAAAUAUGCUACUCGAGACUCAAAAAAGCCUCACAAUUCAACAGCAUGCCAGCCUCACAGACCAUACUGCUCCUGUAGAAGGAGACGAACGAUGGGUGCCCCCCAGUGAGAUUCAUUCCAGUUUACAAACCGUUGACCCUACAAAUUACCUAAACGAUUCUGUUCCACCUUUGGAUUCACACUAUUUAAAUCAGUAUACAACCUCAGCUUCCCUCCAAGAAUCCCAGAAAAAGCAAACUGUUCUGAAUACUUUACCGUCACAGUUGGAUAUACGGUUGCAUGAAGAACCUCUGAAAAACCAAUCACCCUCACUUCAAGAAAGAAUCGAUAGAAGAAUCUCACAAACUCCUCUCAUAGAUUCAGCUUCUAAUGACUGUAUGCCCAGCCCUAUGCCUUACGACAGAGACAAAUGGGAUGAACGUCAAGUGAUGCCGAAAUUCCGGUCAUCAUCGAGUUCCGCGUCAUCUUCUACCAGUUCAGAUUCCAGAAAAGCCGAUGAAGAUGUUAAGAUCCACGACGUGAGGACGGUCAACCAUUCUUCAUUAGAAAUGGCUUACUUGCCAACUCAAGUCCCACCAUUUUCGUCGAACCCCUUGGACAAUUUUGGUGGAUAUCCCGAUGGAUCCUGUUUUCCUGUUAGUUUAUUUCCUCCUCCAAAUCUCAAUACUCAACUACCUUUCCCUCCUGCAGGUCCCGCUGCAAUGUUUCCACCAGCGUUCGGAGCCCCAUUUCCUACCCCUCAUACCAUACCGUCUCUGCCGAAACCUGUAGAAGAAUCGAUUCAGUUAUCGUCCACGUGCAUGGCGGCGUUCACAACUUCUAAACGCAAUAUGGAGUUUACAGCCGCCAUGGUGAAUCUUCCUACCUCAACUUCUAAGCCGAUUGAGCAGCAACUAGAAGAGCAGCUUUUGGCCCCGCCAGCAGAGUUGCCAGCGUGUAGUCAAGCGUCUUUGACUCCCAUCCCAACAAGUGAUGAAAUUGUGCCGUCUCCCAUAAUCAAUAAUGCCACUCCAACGGAAAAUAGUACGCUGCCUUCCCCUAGUACUUCUUUGAAAUCAAAUAGUUCGACUGGCAAAAAGUCUCCAAGUAAACCAACUAGAACAUCAGCUAGAGUAACGUCACAGUUGCAAAACAAAUCGCCUGCAAAAAGUCCUGGCAUAAGUCCUAGGCAAGAAACUGCACUCAAACAAAGUGGUCCAGGCCGAGGGAGAGGGGAUAACAAACGAGGGUCUGGGAAAUCUGGCGCAUCUAGAGGUUCCGGCACGCUCAGGGGACGAGGAAGGGGAAGAGGAAAGGGUAGUGCUGCCAUGAUUCAUAACAAGUUUGCUGGCACUGUUUACGAUUUCAAACCCGAUGAUGACAUAUCCGAUGACAUCAUGAGUGAUCUGAAAUCCAUGAGGGAAAGAAGAAGGUCUGUAGAUAUUCACGAAAGGAAAUUUGAACCCUUCUCAUCUAUGAGGAACUCGCCCAGAUCUCCAAUAUUCUCUAGUCCUUCACAAACAUCACAUAAAACUAGGUGUUACAAUGCCGAUUUGAGAGAUUUAAGACCGCCGACUCCAAUAGAGGAUAGUAGAUCUAAAACCGAUAUUUCCCUGGCUAGUUCGGAUAACGAACCAUCCCGAAUAUUUCCAGAUGUUACGCCUCCUCUCCCUGGUCCUGUGGACAUGAGAACGUACAACAGCAAUUUCGAUCAACAAACCUACAACGAACAAAACUUAUUGAGUGCAUUUGCUAGCGGUACAACAGAGACGCAAGUUCAGGAUAUAGAUGAAGAUUUUGAGAAAGAGCUUCAUUCCGCUCUCACCGCCAAGAAACCAGCGGAACCUCCACCGGCGGAAGCAUCUAAUAAUAUUAAAGUAUCCUUGUCCGACUCGCGAAAUCAACUCAAAGUUAAAAUUAAGGGACCGAUCGCAAAUUAUACCUCAACGGUUGUUCCACUGCGUCCUCCUACAGUAGACCCUAUUGUUGUUUCAAAUGUGAAUUCUGUCACAAAUAAUGUUAUGAAUAGUGGCUCGGCAGGAAUACCUACCGGAGGUCCUUCCAGUUUGAGGAGAAUGAGAAAGAAAGAACUUUUGAGGCAGUACUGGACCCAGGACAUGAAUAUGGACGAUCCCACUAGUAAUUCAGGCUACAUUGCCACUCCUGCUGCUCAACCUAUAAAUCGAACGAUUAUAACUAUUCCUAAAGCUGUUGCUUCCAUGACUAGUAUACCAACAAAAGACGACUACAGAGAUUAUAGGACGGAACCGGAUGACUUCAUCGAGAGCAAACAUCAUCGAAAAGAGUCCAAAGCUAAGCCCGGCAGUCUUUCCAGGGAACUUAGGCAGUUGGAGUUGGCACCGGAUAGCGAUAUUCACUUGGAGAGGAGAAGGAGUGUAGGCUCUGCGGGAAGUGACAACUCAGGUUUAUUAGCUAGUUUCGAUUCUUCCUUAUUGAAUAAAAGAAGGGGACGACCGCCUAGGCCAUCCCAGAUUCAGGUAGCGCCCAAGCUCAAAAUAAAAAUUGGCAAUAACACAAACAGCAGUAUCAUUUCUGAGAGUGGCACUGAUGACAUAAAGGAUAGGAUACGACCGCCUAAAAAACGUCUGGCGGCCACGCUAAUCAAACCAUCUUUAGAAGACUUGAAGAAGGAGAGCAUGAAGUUCAGAAAGAAGGUUAGGAAAGAUCUGAAGAUCAAGCAUAAGAAAAAAGAUAAGAGCGAGAAGAGGAAGAAGAAGAAACUCAAGCCCGACAUACAGAUCAUUACCAAGCAAGGUGAAAAUCCAACCAGGCUCAUCAUUCGUUUCGGUAAAAAAAGUGAUAGUGACAAUGACAAACGGACGAGGGGUGAAAUAAGUACUAGUCUAGUGAUAAAAAAUGAUUCUAAACCUGAAGUGAAAGAAUGUGCAAAGGAAGCCCCGCUUUCUGUUGCAUCAAACUCUCAUAAACAGUUUGACAGUGUCCAAGACGAUCAACCUCCGCCGAAGUUGACUCCGAUUAGGUUGAAACUUUCGAGGUGUCAAGAAGGAUCGGGGUACAUGAUGAAACCUGCAAUUCCGAGCACCGAGAGAGAGAAGGAGGUGCAGUCUGUGGAACCAGGCCAGCCACCUCCCCAUCAUCACCCGCCCCCCAUUAGCCUGCCUGAAGCGGUGCAACAUCCUCCCUCCUCUGUACCCAUGAACAAAGACUGCGAGGUUAGGUGAUAAACGUGUACCAUAAAUUAUUUUCAUUUGUAAUAUAUUGUAAUAUUCGUAGCAGACCAGUGAGGCAGACUUGUACAGACUAAGCUAGCUGCUCUUCACCUGUUCAGGUACACAUUGUUGAGCUGUCUAGUGAAUGUGUAGGCCACGUGAGCACGUAUAUGUCGUUUCAGUGUACAAAGUCAAUUACAGCCCGAGACGUGUAUUCAUAUUUUUGUAAAUAUUGUAAGUUAUGGUAACUGUGAAUAUACUUAUAGUACUAAUUUAUAUAUUUCAUUUAAAAUGAUUAACUCGUGUUGACAAUUUUGAUAGCUAGACUCGUUAUAGAAUUUCAUCCAAUAUUGUACAGAACAAAUGGCUUGAGUGCAAUUUUAUCGGUUGUUGUUAUGAGAGCCAUUAAUUUUAUUAUUGUACAGAUUUAUUUUUUAACUCGUUGUCCAACGGACAGUGCAGUAUAAAUUACUUAAAAGAUUUUAUUGAAUUUUAUAGAUGUAUAAUAAUUAUUUUAUUUUUUUAUAUCUUCAUAUGUUUUUAUUAAAUGUACGUGUUGUAUAUUUUUUACUGCAAGUAUUAAAGCACAAGCCAUUUGUUGUUUCAUGUUAAAUGAUACAAAAUAUAAAUAUAAUAAAUAUAAAAUAUGAACAACUCGACCAUUUUCUAUUUAACACUCCAAAAACCCUUUAUUUGUUUUUGUUUUUUGACACUGUAAAAUGAGAGGCACAAAAAUGUUAUUUAAUUUGUACAUUCUUUCUUAAGUGAGCUGUAAGAUUCUUGUGUAUUGUUCAGACAUGUACACAUAGUUGAUUCAUAAAUUAUAUUCAGUUUUAUACAAAAA